Magnolia sinica is the source of this 927-nucleotide messenger RNA. Its product is annotated as putative disease resistance protein RGA3. Gene Ontology annotation, biological process: defense response to other organism. NCBI's taxonomy places the organism in Eukaryota, Viridiplantae, Streptophyta, Magnoliopsida, Magnoliales, Magnoliaceae. Gene Ontology annotation, molecular function: ADP binding. Bases 1 to 927 code for a protein of 308 amino acids. The transcript has 3 exons. The record is from RefSeq and is a predicted model, not a curated record.
AUGGGGGGUGUGGGCAAGACCACCAUUGCUCAGCUCACCUACAAUGAUGAGAGGGUCAAGGGGCAUUUCCAAAUGAAAAUGUGGGUGUGUGUUUCAGAAGAUUUUGGUGUGAAGCAGAUUACAAAAUCAAGCAUAGAAUCUGCAACUGGGGCUGGUUGUGGGUCAUUAGACUUGGCCCCAUUGCAGGAUCGCCUCCAUUGGAGUCGAAUCAUUGUAACCACUCGUAGAGAAGAUGUUGCAUGGGCAAUAGGAAGGGCUCACAUACACAAGCUGGCUGUCUUAUCCGAUGAUGAUUGCUGGUUAGUGUUCUGGCACAGAGCACUUGAGCAUCGGAAUGUACAAGAGCGUUCAGAGUUGGAAGAUAUUGGAAGGGAAAUCGUAAAGAAGUGUGGAGGGCUGCCUCUCGCAGCAAAGACAAUAGGGAGUGCCGUGUGCUCGAAAAGGACGAGAAGGGAAUGGGAGCUUGUCUUGGAAAGCGACACAUGGAAUUCACAUGAUGUCUUACAAGGCGUUUUACCAGCUUUGUUACUCAGCUACCAUGAAUUGCCUCCUGCUUUGAAGCAAUGCUUUGCUUAUUUCUCCAUCUUCCCGAAGGAUUGGGAGAUAGGGAAGGAUAGGACAGUGAAGUUAUGGGUGGCACAAGGUAGUGACUGUUCACUGGUGGAUAUCAGAGAGCAAGCCUCGCUGAACCUAAGCAAUGUUCGCCAUUCUCUUUUAAUUGACAGUGAUAAAGAUGGGGAUGAAGUGGCUUCCAUUUGGGCAACCUUGUAUAAGGCUAACAAGUUGCGGACGUUGCUAUGCGUUUCAAGAAUCUCCAAGCCUAGGGUGCCAAACAAUUUAUUUCAUCAUUUCAGAUACCAUAGGGCAUUGGACUUGAGUGACACUAGCAUUAAGAAAUUGCCUGGAACAGUAGGGAAAUUGAAGUAG